Messenger RNA from Penicillium griseofulvum, 1131 nucleotides. Its product is annotated as uridine-cytidine N-ribohydrolase. Gene Ontology annotation, cellular component: cytosol. Gene Ontology annotation, biological process: purine nucleoside catabolic process. The record is from RefSeq and is a predicted model, not a curated record. Bases 1 to 1131 code for a protein of 376 amino acids. The transcript is spliced from 5 exons. Gene Ontology annotation, molecular function: purine nucleosidase activity. NCBI's taxonomy places the organism in Eukaryota, Fungi, Ascomycota, Eurotiomycetes, Eurotiales, Aspergillaceae.
AUGUUAGACCAAGUUGAAGAUAGACCUAUUCCCUUGUGGUUGGAUUGUGAUCCUGGCCAUGAUGAUGCCUUUGCAAUUCUGAUCGCCGCUCAUCAUCCAUCUUUGGAGCUGCUUGGAAUCAGUACUAUCCAUGGAAAUGCAUCGUUAGAGAAGACAACCGCCAAUGCCGGCAGCAUUCUGGAGGCGAUCGGCAAGCCCGACAUCCCUGUCUAUCCUGGUAGCAAUAAGCCGUUUUCGCGACCUGCUCUUCAUGCGCCCGAUAUUCACGGCGAAUCUGGUCUUGAUGGGACCGACCUCCUCCCCAAGGCCACUAGACCACCUGUCACCGAUAAGAACGCCAUUUUGGCCAUGAGAGAUGCUCUGCUUGCACAGCCCAAAGGUACUCCCUGGGUAGUUGCAACGGGUACUUUGACUAACGUCGCAUUGUUAUUCGCAACGUUCCCGGAGGUGGCUGAACACAUCCAGGGCCUGAACAUUAUGGGUGGUGCCAUCGGUGGGGGAUUUACCGAUGCUCCAAUGAGCAGACUCCAAGGUGAGAAGUCUAGGAUUGGAAAUGUGACCCCGUGGGCUGAAUUCAAUAUCUAUUGUGACCCGGAGUCUGCCGAGUCAAUCUUUAGCAACCCGGUUCUUGCAUCUAAGACAACUAUGAUCGGCUUGGAUCUCACACAUCAGGUUUUGGCCUCACAAGCCGUUCAAAUGCGCAUCUUGCAUGGCUCGAUCCACUCGACUGAGGAACCCACUGUCCUUCGGCAGAUAUUGCAUGCACUACUCACUUUCUUCGCUGCCACAUACGAAAAAGCUUUCGGGUUGACCACUGGACCUCCAUUGCAUGAUCCCAUUGCCGUGGCCGUUAUCUUGUCGACGCUAAAUCCAACCUUCGCCAAGAAGCACCCUAAUCAAGCUCUUACUUUUGAUGACAAAGGCGGCGAGCGUUUUGCUCUGAGUAUUGUCACAGAUGGGCAACAUGGGGAAGAUGUAUCCAUAACAGGUCAACUGGGCCGCUCGAUCGCUACUCCUGUUAAUGGUCCGGGAGUUGCUGUUCCCAGGGGCGUCGAUUUAGAUGCUUUCUGGAACAUUAUUCUACAAUGUGUCCAGCUAGCCGAUGAUUGCAAUGCUGCACCCAAGCCCUGA